AUGAAGUUCUCAAACGUCGCCGUCCUUGCCCUCGGUGCUGCCGUCCAGGCCAAUCCUCAGCCCGCGGACAUGUCUGCCGUUUCCGCGGUCCUCUCUGAUGCAUCCACCCUCGUCAGCGGCAUCCUCUCCCAGGCCUCUACCUUGGCCAGCGGCAUCAAAUCGGGGGCAGUCGCAUCCUCCGUUUCGAGCGACAUUGCCAAGGUGACAAGCGAUGCUGCCUCCAAGGCUUCCAGUCUCAACAACAUCAUCGCCACCGCCACCGGGUCGGCCAAGUCGAGCGCCCAGAGCGAGCUCUCCAAGGUUACCUCCAACGCCGCAGCUGCUACGAGCAGCAUCGCCUCUGCAGCCUCUAGCUCUAGCUCUGGCGGUGCCUGGAACCCUGCCCCUACCGCUGCCAUGGCCGUCGGUGCUCUCAUGGGUGGAGCUGCCGUUUUGGCUAACCUUUAG
Messenger RNA from Ustilaginoidea virens, 447 nucleotides. RefSeq lists its product as uncharacterized. The record is from RefSeq and is a predicted model, not a curated record. The coding region runs from base 1 to 447 and encodes 148 amino acids. NCBI's taxonomy places the organism in Eukaryota, Fungi, Ascomycota, Sordariomycetes, Hypocreales, Clavicipitaceae. The transcript is spliced from 2 exons.